Messenger RNA from Rangifer tarandus platyrhynchus (Svalbard reindeer), 351 nucleotides. The record is from the annotation of a GenBank genome assembly. Lineage: Eukaryota; Metazoa; Chordata; Mammalia; Artiodactyla; Cervidae.
AUGCAAACCUACCUGGAUGACCAGGGCCACAUGACGGAGCAGGAGGCCCAACGCCUCUUCCGGCAGCUCCUUUUGGCCCUGAACCACUGCCACGAGCAGGGCAUCGUGCACCAGGACCUGAAACCAAGCAACUUGCUCCUUGAUGCAGACCACAAUGUGAAGACUGCAGACUUUGGUCUGAGCUACUAUUACCGCCCUGAAGAGAGGCUACAUACAUUGUGUGACAACCCUGCCUUUGCAGCCCCUGAGAUCUUCCAGGGGUGCAUGUACCUAGGCCCACCCAUGGAUGUGUGGAGCUUUGGCUUCGUCCUGUACAUCAUGGUGACUGGGUUCGAACCCUUCCAAGGAUGA